GAGAGGGAGAGAGAGCAGAGUGGGAGUCAGUGACCCUGGGCAGACACCUGGAGGAGAGACAUCUGGUCAGAUCCCGCCCGCUCAGGUAAAAGAUCGCGAGAGGGAAGCUUGGAGAAAGAGGAUCAAUCCCACCCCCUUCGUUUAAAAGAUGGCCAAUGGGAAAGAGGGUCAAUCCCACUCCCCUUCAUUUAAAAGAUGGUCAAUGGGAAAGAGGGCCAAUCCCAUCUCCCUUCAUUUAAAAGAUGGGAAAGAGGGUCAAUCCCACUUCCCUCAUUUAAAAGAUGGCCAAUGGGAAAGAGGGUCAAUCCCACUCCCCUCAUUUAAAAGAUGGCGAAAGGGAAAUACAGAGAAAAGGGCAAUCUCAUCCCUCUCAUUUAAAUGGUGGUGAAAGGGAAGUGCGGAGAAGGGGUCAAUACCACUUCCCUCUUUAAAAGAUAGCAAAGAAGAGCAGAAAAGGGUCAAUCCCACUCCUUUCUUUUAAAAGAUGGUGAAAGGGAAAUGCAGAGAAAGGGUCAAUCCCAUCCCCCUCAUUUAAAAAAUGGUGAGAAAGAAAUGCAAAGAGGGGGUGGUCACAGAGACUCUCCAAAUAACCGUUAUCCUCCAGCCCUGGGGAAGCCUAGAUAUGAAGGAGCUGCCUCAGCCACACUGGGCCUCCCCCACCCCCCUUACAAAUCGACAGAUGCAGAGUAGGUGCUCAUUAAAUGUCAAGUGACUAAGAGUGAGGGAUUAAAGAGCAGCUGUAUGCGACCUUGUCUCGACCGAUCCCAUGAUUCCCUUCGGGCUUAGAGAGGAGGUCCUAGGAAUAUUGGCUACUUCAAUAAAACUAGCUCUUCUGGAAGGGCAGGACCCAUCUCCAAUUCUUUAGGUCCCUAUUGGCUCAACCAGGGAAAGGCUCUUUGUCUACGGAAUUGAGUUCAACUUAAUUACAGGCUGUUCUACUCUCUUAGAUGAUUGUGACAUUAAAGAUUUGACAAACCCUGGAGGACAGGCUACUCAGUUGAGGAGAAAGGCUAAGGGGAUGUUUAUGACAGUCAUGGUAUAGGGCGCCAUAUUGUACAGAAUGCAAGACCUGAGUUCAAAUUCUGCUUUGAACACUUACUAGAACUGGAAUUGAGAGGUUAAACCUCUGCUUGCCUCAGAACAGCUCAGAAGCUGUUGUGAAAAUCAAAGUUGUAAAACUCUUGGCAAACCUUCAUACACAUAUGCCGGUGGGCAUCAUUACUAUUAUGGAGGCAAGCGCUGGAUUGUCCAUGUGUCCCACUGGCAACGACACAACACCAAGAGAUCUGCAGAAGCCAGAAUGCCUAGUGCAUCUCCCCCUCUCCCACCAGUGGAUAUAUAGGACAGGGACAAGAGAAAUAAAUAUGGAUUAAGUGUCUUCUCUGGAUCAAAGUUGGAGAGUCCCCACAUGCAGAGGUGAUGAUUCACAAUGAAGAUGUGGCAGUAAUGGUCAAGGAGGUGAGCUUCCCUGGCCCUCUGGGUCACUCAAUGGAAAAUGGCUCCCCAAGAACUUCCACCCAGACACAAUCACCCAAUGGAAACUGGCUCCCCAAGAACUUCCACCCAGACACAAACACGAAUGGAAAAUGGCUCCCCAAGAACUUCCACCCAGACACAAUCACCCAAUGGAAAAUGGCUCCCCAAGAACUUCCACCCAGACACAAACACCGAAUGGAAAAUGACUCCCCAAGAACUUCCACCCAGACACAAUCACCCAAUGGAAAAUGGCUCCCCAAGAACUUCCACCCAGACACAAUCACCCAAUGGAAAUUGGCUCCCCGAGAACUUCCACUCAGACAUAAUCACCCAAUGGAAAAUGGCUCCCCAAGAACUUCCACCCGGAUACAAACACUGAAUGGAAACUGGCUCCCCAAGAACUUCCACUCAGACAAUCAUCCUUCCUGUUACUUUUGUCCCCUGGGGCCUGUCACAGAGGAGGCACUUAUGUAUCUCCCCCUCUGUACCCUAAGGAAAAAUAAUAAUUAUAGGCUUCAUUUCCACCACAUCAAGAGGCAGCAAGGCUUUGCAUUAGGGGGUUACACCCAGGUCAGCCGGGCAAAGACUGCCAGAGGCCGACAAAACAAAUUAUCCGGGGAGGAGGAAAUGCCAUUCUCCCCAUUUUUGAGAGGAGAAAGAAGAUCUUAGCUUCUGAUUCUGAAAUGGCUGGAGUGGGGGAUACUGGGCAGGCCCCUUCCCUAACUCUCCGAGAGGUUCUGAGUUGUCAAGGAGGUGCCCUGUCACCGGACUGCCACCUGUCAAUGAAACCCUACCUUGUCCCCUCAGAUAAUCAGACUGUGCUCACAGGGGUCGAGGCUCACACGGAUCAUUACAUGCCGAGAGCUGUGAUGUGAACGUGGGUCACUCUGGUUCCCAGAAUUCACUGCUCUUUCUGUUAGGCCAGACUGUCUCUCCAUUCAAACAGCACCCACAGAAAACUGGGCAGAGAAAAAAAGCUAAGGAAUUCCAGAACUGCAGAAUAAGGGACCCACCUCUUAAAAACAACCUAGUGGCCAACCCUAUAAUUGCUCAUCCACCUCUGUGGGGACCCUGAGAGAUGGGGAGCUCACUACCUGUGAGAAGCCCAUUUUACUUUUCAAUGCCUCAGUCUCUCAGAGGGGUUCUCCUCUUGCACUUUGCUGGCCUUGCCCUUCGUUCUGAAGAAGCAAUGCUGGCUUCCUCUUAUGACGGGAUCUCUAAAGCCCUCACUCCUUCCUCCAUUGGGUCCCACAUACUUCUUGACACGAUCUCGAAGGUGACCGAGGCUGGGUCUGGCUGCAGCUCCCUCCCCCUGCCCAGUGACAUUCCAUUCAACCACCUUAUCUCCAAGUCUCCAUGGCCCAGGAGGCCUCGGGCCUCUCUCAAGGCCGUUCUGGACCCAGACUAAACAAAGGGCUUGGUAAAAAGUUACUGAGGCAGCAAGAGAAUUCAAUCCUGCUGCAGAGAAAUGAUGAUGAUGAUAAGUGAUCAGAAUAAUGAGUUAACAUUUAUACAGUGCCUACUGUGUACCAGGCCCUAUGCUAAUAAACAUUUUACAAUCGUUUAUUGUAUUUUACAAUUAUUCUCCUUUGAUCCUCACCAAAGUCGAUGCUAUUACUGUCAUCUCCAUUUUUACAGAUGGGGAAACUCAAGCAAGCAGACUAGGGAGGAUCCUCAAACUUCUUCCUUACUUUUUCCUACUUCUCCAAGAGUCCAAAUUUACCAAUGAGUUACCAAGACCCUCCUAUAUCCAGAGCACUGCCCUUAGUAUCUAAGAAGAGCUAGUUUGGCCUAUUAGGGAGAGAAGGUCCACCUAAAAAGCCUCCCAGUCCUUCCAGUUUUAAAGUUGGAAAGGGGGUCCCUACUAAUUUUUUAAUUCAGUCCCAUCUGAAAAGCAAUUGGGUGUCUCCCGACAUGUCUGGUAAUUCUCUGAGAGUAGGGCAAGCCAGAUCCCCUUUCUCUGGAUUUCCCAGAGAUACUUACAGCUGCCAUGCACAUAGCCCCACUGUCUAGAUCCUCCCCAAUGACCCCUACUCAGCGCUCACGCUUUUCUGAGUCUCAAGCAGAAGGUCGGCUUUCUCUGCCAGCUGUCCACAAAGGCCUAUGUGUGGGUGUCAGAAAGGGAAAGGGGUAGUUGCUGAGUCACCUUUGCACAAGAAGAGUCGCCAGCUCCCUGAAGCAGACAGUAAGGUUCACCUGCCCUGGAAAGGGAAGCCCAUGGCUUCAAGCCUGGCAAAGGAGGGCUCUCUACCCAACUGCUGCUUGCCGGCGCUUGCUUGGCUAGCCCAUCACCCAGAAUAUUUCCUGGCAUUGAAGAGAAAACCAAGCCAGCUACCCAGGAAGACUAGAGAAGUUUCAGCAGCCAGACCUGGCAGUGAUGGGGGCCAUUGCUAGCUAGACCAGGCAUGCCAGGUGGGGCUGGAGAGAAGGAGAGAUGGGCACCAAUCCCUCCUGACAUCAUCCCCUGGGUCAGUUACAAAUCUUGCCUUUGUUCCCACUAAAGAAGCUGUUCUCAACUGAAAGGUGGGAUAUAUAAGGUUGAAUGGGAGAAGGGAGGUGGAGAGGAAGGAAGGAAGGAAGGGGGAGAAAGCAAGAGCAAAAGAGAGAAAAAAGGACAAAGGUGGAGAGGAAGGAAGGGGGAAAAAGCAAGAGCAAAGGAGAGAAAAAAGGACAAAGGUGGAGAAGAAGGAAGGAGGAGAAAGCAAGAGCAAAAGAGAGAAAAAAGGACAAAGGUGGAGAGGAAGGAAGGAGGAGAAAGCAAGAGCAAAGGAGAGAAAAAAGGACAAAGGUGGAGAGGAAGGAAGGGGGAAAAAGCAAGAGCAAAAGAGAGAAAAAAGGACAAAGGAGGAAGGAAGAGAAAGCAAGAGCAAAGGAGAGAAAAAAGAACAAAGGUGGAGAGGAAGGAAGGAGGAGAAAGCAAGAGCAAAGGAGAGAAAAAAGGACAAAGGAGGAAGGAAGAGAAAGCAAGAGCAAAGGAGAGAAAAAAGAACAAAGGUGGAGAGGAAGGAAGGAGGAGAAAGCAAGAGCAAAGGAGAGAAAAAAGGACAAAGGAGGAAGGAGGAGAAAGCAAGAGCAAAGGAGAGAAAAAAGGACAAAGGAGGAAGGAGGAGAAAGCAAGAGCAAAGGAGAGAAAAAAGGACAAAGGAGGAAGGAGGAGAAAGCAAGAGUAAAGGAGAGAAAAAAGAACAAAGAUGCAGAGGAAAGGAGAAAAGAACAAAGGUGGAGAGGAAGGAAGGGGGAAAAUGCAAGAGCAAAAGAGAGAAAAAAGGACAAAGGAGGAAGGAGGAGAAAGCAAGAGCAAAGGAGAGAAAAAAAGAAGGAAGGAGGAGAAAGCAAGAGCAAAGGAGAGAAAAAAGAACAAAGGUGGAGAGGAAGGAAGGAGGAGAAAGCAAGAGCAAAGGAGAGAAAAAAGGACAAAGGUGGAGAGGAAGGAAGGAGGAGAAAGCAAGAGCAAAGGAGAGAAAAAAAGGACAAAGGAGGAAGGAGGAGAAAGCAAGAGCAAAGGAGAGAAAAAAGAACAAAGAUGCAGAGGAAAGGAAAAAAGAACAAAGGUGGAGAGGAAGGAAGGGGGGGAAAGCAAGAGCAAAAGAGAGAAAAAAGGACAAAGGUGGAGAGGAAGGAAGGAGGAGAAACCAAAAGCAAAGGAAAGAAAAAAGAACAAAAGUGGAGAGGAAGGAAAGGGGAAAAAGCAAGAGCAAAUAAGAGAAAAAAAGGACAAAGCUGGAGAGGAAGGAAGGAGGAGAAAGCAAGAGCAAAAGAGGGAAAAAAAGGGCAAAGGUGGAGAGGAAGGAAGGAGGAGAAAGCAAGAGCAAAGGAGAGAAAAAAAGGACAAAGGAGGAAGGAGAAAGCAAGAGCAAAGGAGAGAAAAAAGAACAAAGAUGCAGAGGAAAGGAAAAAAGAACAAAGGUGGAGAGGAAGGAAGGGGGGGAAAGCAAGAGCAAAAGAGAGAAAAAAGGACAAAGGUGGAGAGGAAGGAAAGGGGAAAAAGCAAGAGCAAAUAAGAGAAAAAAAGGACAAAGCUGGAGAGGAAGGAAGGAGGAGAAAGCAAGAGCAAAGGAGGGAAAAAAAGGGCAAAGGUGGAGAGGAAGGAAGGGGGAGAAAGCAAGAGCAAAAGAGGGAAACAAAAGGGCAAAGGUGGAGAGGAAGGAAGGAGGAGAAAGCAAGAGCAAAGGAGAGAAAAAAGAACAAAGGUGGAGAGGAGAGGAAAAAAGGACAAAGGUGGAGAGGAAGGAAGGGGGAGAAAGCAAAAGCAAAGCAGAAAAAAAAAAAAAAAGGACAAAGAUGGAGAGGAAGGAAGGAAAGGGGAGAGAAUGAAUAGAAACCAUCCCUUUCAACCUGAGCCCACAUAAGAAAAAAAAAAAAAAAAAAAAAAAAAAAAGACAUGUUCCAAUAUAUUUCCCCAAACAGAGAAAACCCCAGAAAUACCCUUGAGUAAAGACCUUUUAGCCUGGCUGUUUUAAGGAAGUCCCCACCUUUAAGAAACGGGGUCACUACAAGCUUCCUAGAGUUGAACUAGAAGGGGAAACCAAGGUAUCUCCAGGCCUGGAAGGCUCUCCUUCCUCCCCUCUGACCAGGGACCUCCGGGGCUUCCUUUAAGUCCCAACAAAAAGGUCAGCCCCAGGGGAGUCUCCCCCAAAUCUUCUUAAGCCCAGGUUAAGUCUUCUUAAGCCCUCCAUGAAUCAUUUCCCAUUCAUCCUGUACAGAACUUGCUUCAUGCGGGUUUAUUUGCUCUCUCUCUGUCCCCUCUCUCCCAGUUAGAUUAAACGCUCCCGAUGGACAGGGGCUUUUGCAAACUCUGUGUAUCUCUAUGUUUAGCCCAAACCUGGCACACAGUAGGCAUUUAAUGUUUGUUGAAAGAAUGGGUCGGCAACGUAACAUACAAUCCUGUACAGGAAGAAUAUCAUUCUUAGGAAGGAGAUGCUCCUCUGGCUCUGGGUCAGAGGAUUACCAGCUGGGGACCUAAGAACGGAGACCCUGUCACUCCAAAUGAAGCGUCUUCCCUCCCAAGGAUUUCUGUCAGGAAGACAGGACAGUUAUUACUGGCAUCGGAGGUGAGGAAAUCCAGGACUGGAGGGGAAAUCGGUCCUACUAGAAUCCAAGUCCAGAUCACCAUCACUGCCACUACCUGGCGGUCUGCAAGUGGCCGAAGGAUGGCCAUUAUCUGGAAUAACAGACCUACAAGGGAAGGGCAUUCGAGGCCUCAGGAAACAGUGAGACUCAGGACCCGGAGGUCAGGACACCAAGGGCACAAGAGGAUGAUGGAGGAGCAGGAGAAGCCCUGCUAGGCCAGAACAGAGAGGAAGGGAAGGCGGAGAGAAAGGAGAGGCAAAGAGAGUGUCUAUUAAGCACCUACUGUGUGCCAGCUUCUGAGCUAAGCACGAGAACCAAAUAUGAGCCCAAAAGACAGUCCUGCUCUCAAGGGGCUUACAUUCAAAUGGGGGAGACAACCACAAAAGGAAGCUGGGAUGUGGAGGAGGAAGAAGACCCUCCCGACGAGAAAGCUGCUGGGGGAGAUGGAGAGGCAUGAAUGAAGUGAACAUGAAGACCAAUUUUCCUUUCUUUCUUUCUUCCUCCCUCCCUCCCUUCACUCUCUCCUUUCCUUCCUUUCUCCCUCCCUCCUCCUUCCCUUCUUUCUUUUCCUUUCUCUCUCUCUCCCACUCUUUCUUUCUUUCUAUUCUUUCAUUUUCUUUCUCCUUGUUUCUUGCUUACCUAUUUAGUUUCUUUUUUCCUCCUUUUCUCUCCCUUCUCCCUUUUCUCCUUUCUUCUCUUUUCACCACCCUCCUUCCCUUCUUUCCUUUUCUUUCCCUCUCUCCCACUCUUUCUUUCUUUUCUAUCCUUUCAUUUUCUUUCUCCUUGUUUCUUGGUUACCUGUUUAAUUUCUUUUUUUUCUCCUUUUCUCUCCUUCUUCUCUCCCUUUUCUCCUUUCUUCUCUUUUCCCCUCCCUCCUUCCCUUCUUUCCUUUUCUUUCCCUCUCUCACACUCUCUCCCACUCUUUCUUUCUUUUCUAUCCUUUCAUUUUCUUUCUCCUUGUUUCUUGCUUACCUGUUUAGUUUCUUUUUUUUCUGCUUUUUUCUCCUUUCUUCUCUUUUCCCCUUCCUCCAGGGAUCAGGGGCCAGGGGUCAGGAACUCACCAAUCAGAGAAAAGGGUCAAAGGAUAAAGCAUCUCCAAUUCUACAUCACAAAAAGCCCUGAAUGUCAGCCAAGAAAGAAGCCCUGCCCUUCUCCCUUAGGCAGUUCUGUUCCACAGCAAGCAGCUGCAUCUGGCUUUCAGAGCCCCAGAAAUACCCUUCUCCCAAUGCAUUGUCACUGGGGGUCUGUCUGGAGCCCGGAGUGGACACUUUACUAUUAGAACAUGACAAGCUUUCCCAGCCCAGUGGACAGUGGUCGUGGGUGGGCCAGGGAUUUGAGUCCUAUGGCCCCUCUGCCUCCUCGUUGGAGCCAGAUGAUUUCAGAAAGACAAGGGUGAACUUUCAAAUCCUCCUGAGCCCAGCCUGUUGGAAGGCUGCCAGAAGGCAUUUUGGGGGGAGGCCAGAGUUCUGGACGUGGCUCUAGACAGACUGGGAUGCUCGCUAGCCCUCUGACUGGAGGAGAGUCACCUAUGCUUCCCCAUCUGUAAAAUGUGGAAGACCCAAGUUCAAAUCCCACUUCCAACAUAACUCAUAUAUCUAAGGCAAGUUCCAGAGGCCUCAGUUUCCUUCUCUGUAAAAUAAGGGGGAGAGGUCUAGCUUAGACUGGCUUCUGAGGUCCCUGCCUUUGGUCAGAACAAACUGCCUUGGGGGAGGAGGGGAUGCAGGGCUCCAGAGAGCUGGGAAGCUCCAACUUGAAUUGAUAAAAAGGAAUUUGCUACAGCUGAGGCAGCUGGGUAAUGGAUAAAGCCAGAGCCAGAAAGAUCAAAGUUCAAAUCUCACCUCAAAUACUUAUCCUGGCAAGUUGUUCAUUUCUCUCAGCCUCAGUUUCCCCACCGGUCAAAUGGUGAGAAUAGCACCUACUUCAUAAGGCUGCUGUGAUGAAUGAAUGAGAAUAAAUACCAAGGAUGUUUCCAAACCUCAAAGCACUCUAUAAAUGCUGGCUACCACCACCACCACCACCACCACCAUCAUCAUCAUCAUCACCAUCAUCAUCAUCAUCUCAAUGACAUCACAGAUUUGGUCCCCCCUUCCCCCCCAAUAAUCUGGAGACUAAGAGCAGCUCCAAUGGAUGGCAACCGCCCCUUAUCAACUCCCCUCCAUCAGCAGACCCAAAGCCCAAAGGGUCCUGGGCCGGAUUACUCUGAUUACUCAGACAUGAUAAAUCUUUCAAAACACAAACAUACAGAAAAGGUAUUUUAACUGAGAUAAGGAAAAGGCUUGGUCCCUUAAGGGAAUUCCCAGAUGAAGAAACUGCCUCCACUCGCCAAGGGCUCCCUGGCACCCGGGCUGAGGAAGCUGGGCAAGGAAGGCCCGCAUGAUGCCAGCUGCCAAAGGUCACCCAGGCAGCGGCGGGCAGGGGCCUUCUCUGGCCUCCCAGAGGCUCCGCUCACAAUGUUUCCCUUUGAUUUAGAUAACAAUAACCACCUCAGUAAAUGCUAUAAUAAUACACAAUUAUAGUACCAUAUCUAACUGUGUUUCCUUUUAUAUGUGUGUAUACAGUACAUGUGUGUAUAUAUAAGUGUGCAAGCGAACACACACUCUCUCAGACACACAUAUAUGUCCCCAUAAUACACACGCUCGUGCCCGUACACUCAGCGCUUCUAAAUGUUCUCCAGGACUUGGCAGUGACCUUGGACCGGCCAAAGCUCCAUCAGCCAGAGCAUCCAGAUCCCAUCUGUCAUUCACAGCUCGACCCCUCCUCCCCGGGCUGGCCAGAGGGCCACCCCUGCUCAUCUUUAGUCCCAAAGGAGCAGGGACCUCUGCCCGCCAUGGGCAAAACUCUUCCUCUCCUCUCUGAGCCUGUCCAAAGUGUAAAACGAGGGGGAAGGGGGACUCGGUGGCCCUCGGGCCCUCGCCAGCUCCCCAUCUAGGUUCCUGUCACCUCCCUGAGGCUCAUUUUCUUCAUCUGAGUAGCAGAGAUGUUCACCACUUCCUCGAGUGGCUUUCUCUAUAUUCUCUCACUUGAUUGAUCCUCACAGAAACCCUGCGAGGAAGGGAUGCCAUUAUUAGGACCCUUGACAGAGAAGAAAUUAUAGCACAGUCCCACAGUCAGGAAAUAAAAGACGAGAUAGGAUUUGAAUUCUGAUCUUUCUGAUGCUGAGAUCUAACAUCCUUCCCCUAGGAUGUGAAUUCUGGUCUUUCUAACUCCAAGAUCUAACAUCCUUCUCUUAGGAUUUGAACUCUGGUCUUUCUAACUCCGAGAUCUAACAUCCUUCCCCUAGGAUUUGAACUCUGGUCUUUCUGACUCUUGCAUCUAAUAUCCUUCCCCUGCCCCCCAACACUACCUCACUUGACCUAAUGAUUAACUCUUUAAAAAUACCAAUAAAAUCAAGGCUCUUAAUCCCAAUUUCCUUACUCUGUGGGCACUCAUCACUCCCCGGCUGCCAGAUACCCAACCUCUGCUGUUGCCAAUCGGCUGGCUUGUUUAUACAGCUGGAAGCCUCAGUGCCAGGCCUCCCAGGCCCGCCUUCGAAGGCUCUCCCCCCCACAGGGACCUCCAAGUCUUGCCGGCCCCCCGCGAUUUUCUGCUCUGAACUGGAGGUCGGCAGAUAACGCUCGGGCAGCACAAGGCCACCUUCCGGCUGCCUAUCUUUGAAGAAGGACGCUUUGGCAGAGGAGAGCAUCCCUGGCCAGAGCUGGCCUUUCACACACGCAAACAGAACCACAAAUCAUCCUCCCUUCCCCCCAGCCGCCCCCUUCCACACAGGAGGAAAUCCCGGGUCCGGAGGCAGUCUGUCUGUCCAAAUGACGCAGCCAGGACGAGGUCAGCACAAUGUCACAACCAGCACCAAGGCCUUCCCUUCCCAGCUCUGCUUCCCCUCACCCCAAAGGCCAAGCGCUCAAAGCCACAUCGAGGUAACUUUUGGAUGUGUGGAACCGUCCAGCCCACCAAUGAAAACGGACACCGGGAGAGAGGGCGGCGGCCAUGACCGUGGACCUGUCACGGAGUCAUCCACUGAGCCCCUCGGCCGCCCACGUCGGCCUUCAGAACCGCCUUACCGAGGUCCCAGGUGCCCGAACCAGUCCCAGGACGCCAGCCAGCACGGCCAGCACCAGGGGACCUGCCAAGGCUUAGGAGAGCAGAGGCUUUCCAGAGUGG
Molecule: messenger RNA, 10704 nt
Organism: Antechinus flavipes (yellow-footed antechinus)
Lineage: Eukaryota; Metazoa; Chordata; Mammalia; Dasyuromorphia; Dasyuridae
Product: octapeptide-repeat protein T2-like
Exons: 3
Coding region: 4019-5794 (591 amino acids)
Source: RefSeq, a predicted model, not a curated record